GCUAAGCGGAAGAUAACAUUGGAAUUUCAGCAGGCAGUUUGUCGGAGAAUAAAUACGCUAUUUGGUAUAGCUUUAUUCUAUACAUUUUGAUAUAUAAAGUUUGGAGUGCUAAUUUUCAUCAUGUUUUCCUUCAACAUGUUUGACCACCCGAUGCCACGGACCUUCCAAAACCGCUUCUCCACUCAAUACCGCUGCUACUCUGUGUCCAUGCUGGCGGGUCCCAACGACCGGUCUGAUGUGGAGAAAGGAGGAAAAAUUAUAAUGCCGCCAUCUGCACUUGACCAACUAAGCAGACUUAACAUCACCUACCCCAUGUUGUUCAAACUUACCAACAAGAACUCAGACAGAAUGACACACUGUGGUGUCCUGGAGUUUGUAGCAGAUGAGGGGAUUUGCUACCUGCCACACUGGAUGAUGCAGAAUCUCCUGCUGGAGGAAGGGGGCCUGGUCCAGGUGGAGAGUGUGAACCUCAUGGUGGCCACAUACUCCAAGUUCCAGCCACAGAGCCCAGACUUCCUGGAUAUCACUAACCCCAAAGCAGUGUUGGAAAAUGCCUUGAGAAACUUUGCCUGCUUAACUACAGGAGAUGUUGUCGCAAUUAACUACAAUGAAAAGAUCUAUGAACUGCGAGUGAUGGAGACUAAGCCAGACAAGGCAGUGUCUAUCAUUGAAUGUGAUAUGAAUGUGGACUUUGAUGCGCCGCUGGGUUACAAAGAACCAGAGAGGUGUUACAAAGCACCAGAGGAGCCCACAGAGGAGGAAGGAGACCCCAACACUUGGACUGAUAUGGACAUGAGAUUCAGAGCUUUCACUGGUUCAGGCAAUCGUCUGGAUGGCAAAAAGAAAGGCAUCGAGCCCAGCCCCGUCCCUAUCGAUCCCAGUGACAUUAAAAGAGGGAUUCCUAACUAUGAGUACAAGGUUGGCAGGAUCACCUUCAUCAGAAACUCUAGGCCUCUGCCCAGGAAAACAACAGAGGAUGAGGAUUCAGAAUUCAUCGCCUUCUCUGGCGAGGGAAAGUCACUACGCAAGAAAGGUGGCAGAAAGCUUUGAGGCACUACAGUAUUCAACUGCAGAGACUGACUGACUGCAGACUCUACAUACAUACUCACACACCCACCAUAAGCAACCAAUAAAGGCAGGUCAUGUUAAGAGCUGGGUUCAUUUUUUUCUUUCCCUUGGCAGGAAUCAACAAGGCGUUACUUUCCUUUGAUCAUAUUGUAAUGGUCUUGCCCAUGGUAAGCAUGUUAAAAGCACAUAAUUUUUUUUUAAUGUUAUUGGGACUGUGGUUAGAGUCCAGGGUUGCUGGUAUGAGCCCAUUCAAAGACAGCAACCCUUUCAAUACAAUAUAAUAAAUAUCAUAAACAAUUUUCUACCUUUCAACAGAAUGACCUUUGUUAAUGUUGGAGUGGGUUUGAUUUUUCUUGGAAUAUGUAUCAAAUUAAUUUGGAAACGCUCCUCUGACAUUGGAACCUGUUGGACUCGAACUGAGUGAUGAGUGGUAGAUAAAUGCUAUUUCCUUUGUUUAUUUAUCAACACUCUGAAAUAAAGUACAGUGUUUUGAAUAAAGUGCACUCUGUAUAGAUCUGUU
Messenger RNA from Salvelinus namaycush (lake trout), 1588 nucleotides. Its product is annotated as ubiquitin recognition factor in ER-associated degradation protein 1-like. The coding region runs from base 121 to 1050 and encodes 309 amino acids. Gene Ontology annotation, molecular function: polyubiquitin modification-dependent protein binding. The record is from RefSeq and is a predicted model, not a curated record. Lineage: Eukaryota; Metazoa; Chordata; Actinopteri; Salmoniformes; Salmonidae. Gene Ontology annotation, cellular component: VCP-NPL4-UFD1 AAA ATPase complex. The transcript is spliced from 12 exons.